This is a messenger RNA of Eublepharis macularius, 5591 nucleotides long. It is a transcript of the gene SLC25A22, whose product is annotated as solute carrier family 25 member 22. The coding region runs from base 1153 to 2121 and encodes 322 amino acids. The transcript has 13 exons. Gene Ontology annotation, molecular function: L-aspartate transmembrane transporter activity; L-glutamate transmembrane transporter activity. The record is from RefSeq and is a predicted model, not a curated record. NCBI's taxonomy places the organism in Eukaryota, Metazoa, Chordata, Lepidosauria, Squamata, Eublepharidae. Gene Ontology annotation, biological process: aspartate transmembrane transport; malate-aspartate shuttle; L-glutamate transmembrane transport.
AGAAAGCUAGUGCCAAAACAGCCUUGUUCUUUCUUUCUCACACCUCUUGAGGGGACACAGGAGAGGGACUAGUCUUUCAGAUCACUAUCUUAUGAAUGACUGGGACAGACAGACAAGGAUAUUAUCUGCAAUCUGCCUUUAUUUCCACAGUUCCUGUGGCAUGUUUUGAAAGAGGCAAAAACAGAUCAAAUGGUUUGAUAGGUUGGCAGAGACUGGAGAUGCAGUUGGCCAUGUUACCUUGAGGGGAGUUGUGCGUUAAAUUAAUCAGGAUAAUUUUUUAAUAAACACAUUAUUUGGAAGUAGAUGGAUAACACAGUAUAGUCUUGUGAUAAGUGAGUACUAAUACAAGCUCCCACUUUUUAAGAAAAAGAACAGCAAGCACAUGGAGGUAAAUGUGCCCUACAUAACUGAGUAUACAUGCUUUUCUAUAUGUCACUUAAUUGUUCUGCAGCUGGAAAAUCUGUUGGAGUUGUUUGAGUAAAGAGACCCAUUGUAAUUGCUUGGCAAAAUUAGGUAACAAAAUAGGGACACUGCAGCUUUAAUCUAGCUUGCAGUGGAUAACACAAUCUAUGGUAGAUGUCAAUAUUUUUCUUUCAAAUGAAAACUGUCCCUGCUGGUGACUUAGUUUUUCCUCAGGACAGCAUCUGCAUGUAAAAUCCUGAAAUGCUAAACUUGUUGUUACUGUUCCAAAAUGCAUGUAUAAGAAGAUUGGAUUGAAGAUUAGAGGCCCCUAAUUCUUAAUUUCAUGACAUGCUUUCUUUUUUUAGUCAUUCUACUAUUGUUCGGUGCUGCUGCCUCUCCGGAAACACACCCAGCUUGCUAAAUGCUGCCUCAAGCAGAUCUCUGGAGACGUGGCCUAUAAAUUUCCUCAAUUAGUCUAUCCAAAAUGUGGAUUCCAAGGAAGAACGAGGAGCCCUGACGAGUCCCCUGACCCUACAAGCUGCUGGCCAGGAAACUCCAGUUAAAGGAUCUCAAAUAGCAGAUAGGGAGCCAUGUUGAUCUGCAGUAGAACAGCAGGAUUUAAACACAUUGGUGCCUUAGAGACCAACUAGAUUUUCAAGGAACCAAGUUGUUUGGAAAAGGUGAAUGAAAGACAUUUGAAAGAUUUUGAGAAGAACAAAUCUAGUUUCCACAAGCUCAAAUCUGAAUUAAAUGGCUGAUAAACAGAUCAGUUUACCUGCCAAGCUGAUCAAUGGAGGGAUAGCUGGGCUUAUUGGGGUUACCUGCGUAUUUCCUAUUGACCUGGCAAAAACUCGCCUCCAGAACCAGCAGAAUGGCCAGAGGAUGUACUCCAGCAUGUCUGACUGCCUCAUUAAGACAAUCCGUUCUGAAGGUUAUUUUGGCAUGUAUAGGGGGGCUGCAGUGAAUCUGACGCUAGUGACUCCAGAAAAAGCCAUCAAGCUAGCAGCUAAUGAUUUCUUCCGUCAUCAUCUUUCUAAGGAUGGGAAGAAGCUGACGCUGCUGAAGGAAAUGCUUGCUGGCUGUGGGGCUGGGACCUGCCAGGUGAUUGUCACCACUCCCAUGGAGAUGCUGAAAAUCCAGCUGCAGGAUGCAGGCCGAAUUGCGGCUCAGAAGAAACUUAUGGCAGCACAAGCUCAGUUAAGCCCGUCCACUGGUGCUGGGGCAGCAGAGUCUGUAGUGGAGGCACGAACAACAGCUAUGCAAAUCACAAGGGAGUUGCUUCGGAACAAAGGCAUUGCCGGACUUUAUAAGGGACUUGGGGCUACAUUACUAAGGGAUGUACCAUUUUCCAUUGUUUAUUUCCCAUUGUUUGCAAACUUGAACAAGUUGGGGCAGAAGAACCCUGAUGUCAAGGCUCCGUUCUACGUGUCCUUCCUCUCUGGGUGCCUGGCAGGCAGCACAGCAGCUGUUGCAGUCAACCCUUGUGAUGUAAUCAAGACAAGACUGCAGUCCUUGCAGAGGGGAGUCAAUGAGGAUUCAUACUCAGGGAUCACAGAUUGUGCCAGGAAAAUCUGGCGGAAUGAAGGUCCUACAGCCUUUUUCAAGGGGGCUUAUUGCAGAGCCCUGGUCAUCGCCCCAUUGUUUGGUAUUGCACAAGUUGUCUAUUUCAUCGGUAUUGCUGAAUUCAUCCUAGAUAUGAUCCCAAAACGACGAGAUUAACCCUCUACACCUCUCCUCAUCUAGUUGGAAUUCAUCGUAGUAUUCUUUGUCAUCAUUGGGUCAGAGCAACAGCACAAAGGGUUACAGCAGUAACAGCAGGAAUGUUGUCUCCCAACAAAGUUCUUUUUCCUUUGGUCAACAUGGGCCUCACCAUUACCCUAGGGAGAAUACUUAAUUAUGCGUAUCACCUUUUCAGUUAUCAGCCUCAAAUACAGGGUCCAGUCUUGCAAGCCUGCUGCUUCUCUUGGCAAGGGGGAAGUAAGCCACCCAUGGAGCAAAAGGAUUUGCCUGUUUCCUUCCGUCUUGGUAUCAGGCCUCUAAGGAAGAUCAGGGAUCAUACUUGUAAAAAGGGAGGACUGAUUGUCAAGCAAGUAAUUGCUGACAUCAAAAUGCUUAUCUUUACGUAGCUCUCUUAAAUAUCUACAUCCAACAUGCCCUAAAAAUGUGCUGGACUCUGGAUGCUGAAGAAGGGGGGAAAGGGAAAAGUUCAUCUUCUGUUUUGAUUUUAACAAACUUCCUAAAUGUGUCUGCCUGGGUAAGAAGUGUAUUCCUUGCAAUUAUGCUAUCAGUCUCUGAAAGGAGCAUUUCUGUGGGAACGCACUCAUUGUCCUAGAGGCAUGCCAUGGACUAGGUGUAAGCUGUUGGGGUGAGGAAGAAAUGAAUAACGGGAUCAUUUUUUAAAAUUUAUGCUGGGUAAAUAUCCCAACCCCUCACACAUUCCUUUCAGCCGGUCUGGCUGAUGUUGGUAAUGCUGCUGUCGUAUCUAGUGUGUCAAUUGUAAGUUUCUUUUGACUUGUGCCUCAGAUGUGUAUUCUUCUCCUGCUUUUCUUUGGGAGUACAAAUAUCCCAAAGGGUAACUUAGAAAGAAUUGAUCUCUGUGAUGGCUGUAAAUAACGUAAAAUGCUAGGUGGCACAGAGCAACAUAGCUCAGCCAGAAUUGUGACGGUUGGUCAUCUUACAUCUCUUGAUGUUCAGGUGUUUUGAGGUCAAAAGAACAACAGUUUGGAUUCAUCUCCAGCCACUGGAGGAAAUUUGUGGAAGUGAAUCUUUUCUGCCUUUCACCUGGUAACCCCUUACACCCCUGUAAAACUGCUGAUAAAGGCCAAGGAACCUCAAGAAAAACAUGACAUGUAGCCAGGUGGCAGGGGGUGGGGAAGGGCUUCAGCAAGAAGGGGGAAUUGGAUAAAACACCUUCCCUCGUUCCAUGAGCUUAGGGGCUGCUGGAGGAAGGGGAAAGCUGGAAAGAUCUGUUACCCCAAACUACAUCUGCUCGCAGGAACUUCAGGCCUGCCCUUUUCACAUAGCUAGCUUACCAGUUCUUUAUUCUAGUCAAGUGAAUUAGAUUUCAGGGUUGCUAGUUAGUUUUCUUAUUCAGGUUAAAAUGGGCAGCCAGACAUAUCUUGCAUAUAGGUUACUUCCAUUAGUGCCACCUUUUACUUGGUUUUCAUUUUUUUUAGAAGUAGUAGCAUAAAACGGCCAUUUCCAUUUUUUAUGCUGUCUCCAACCGAUUCCAAUUACUAUUUCUUCCUGCUUCUCUCAUGCUAGAAUUUUGCUGCUUGAAUUUCCAGCAGCACUGGUUUUUGUUUUUAAAAAAAUCUUUCACUUAAAGUUUUGCAACACCCUCUGUUCUGGAAAAACAAGUCUAUUUUUCGGACAGUAUGCUUUAAGACAUGUUUUGUAUCCAUUUUGGAAGUUACUUCCUUGUUGCUUUGCCUCUGCAACCUGUUUUAAGUGACAUUCUCUGAAUCCCAUUCCAUAAAAAGGAGUUUUUGUGCAGAGAUGACUAAUCACAACUGCCAUUGAUGAUGUCUUAAAUAUUAGUAGUGUCCAUGGCUCUCUUUGAUCCUCUGAACAGCAAUCGGAAACAUCUUUUUAAAUGUGUCUCUCUCUCUCUCUUUGCUUUUCCAUGGUAUGUAAAUAUGUCCUGACAAAUAUGAGGUUAUUUCCCUCCUUGCCUUUCAGAUGUUUAAGUGUUAAACUCUUAAAUGUUCUGGAAGGCUGAUUUUUAGAACUGUUCAGGAAGUGACCCACUAAUGAACUGAGAAAAAUGACUAGGACUGGUUUAUUAUAGGAACAAAAGGUAACAAUUUGACUUCUUUAUUCCUUGCUGCUGUUUUCAUCGCUGUUGGGGCUUUGUUCACUCUAGUGUCCAAUCAGUGUUUCCAGCUUGUUUUGCAAUUCCUAUCUCACCCACAUGGCCAAAUACCCAUUUUUGGAGUAGAAAAGCUUUGAUUUACUACCCCCGUGCUGCCACCCCCAUCCAAUAGGAUGAUAUUUUUUGAGUUCAGCAUGAAAUCACAAAUUUCCUACCUAGGCCAGGAACCAGCUGCUAUUAUGUGUUUAGUGUUUCUGAAGCAGAAAUCAAGUGAAUCCGGUGUGUGAAGAAGCACAAUCUUCAGGGUUAAUUUAUGCACUUUAAAAAGAUAAGAAUAGUUGAAACCUCAUUUUGAAGCAAGCCCUCGCCAGAAAUCUUCUAAAACUAUUUGGGGUGGGCGUGGGGGAAGGAAAUGAAAUACAAAUGCAACACUAAACAUAACCAGAACCAUACAUGUUGAUAUUUAUGGUUUGAAGCUUUAUUUUAAUUACAUGUGAACCUUUGCCAGGAUGAAAUCAAAGGUUUAUGAGAAAUACCUAAAAUACGAUCCAGUUAACUAUGUUGCCAUAAUGCUUAUUUACUGGUAUGGUUUCCUGCUGAGAGAUGGGUCAGCAGUGCUGUCAGUGAAGGGGGAAAGGACAACUUUUUGGCAUAAAGAAUAAUAUUCCAAUUUUAGUCAGAUAUGGUAAUAUUAUUUCUCACUUCUUGAUGCUCUCUGCCAGUUGAAAUACUUAAUGCUGACAGGAUUUCACUGCUGUAGUAAUAAGCUAUUUCAGCACUGCUGACAUUAGCUUUGCGUGAGCUUGAUUAACAAUUCCAACAGGGUUCAUAGCCAGACAGCUUCUCCCAAGAAGUCAUGGGGAAUGCGGUUUUGUGUAGGUAUUGUGUUAGAGAUCCCUGCAGUUCACAAGGUGAGGAGGCCGUGAUUGGUUUACAUUAGUAGUAUAGAGAUGCUCUAAAAUUGAAGCUUCCUAAGUUACCCAGUCCCCAAAGGAUCUACUAUAUAACUUACAAACAUCAAUGUUUUCUUCUUUUUUUAAUUCUGAAGUUAUGUCAGAUGUAUGACCUGUGAAUGCUGGAGGUGUGCACUAUCAAAGAGGUGAUAAUAAGUAUUGGAGUUUUUCUCAGACCUUAGGGGACAUUAUUAGGCCUGAGGGGGUCUCCAGUUUGGCUCAUGGUACCAAGUGCAGCUGCUUUCAAGAUUGCCUUUAAUAGAGCAAAAAUAAUGACUUCAAAAUGCCACUGUUACAUUCCAUGGUAUCACCCCAUCAUUCCUUCUAACUUUGCUUUGUGUUGCUGAGUUCUAAAUUGCUUGGCUAGAAAUGUGCAGCUAGAAUUAAGACUGACUACAACAGAGCCUGAUGUUUUACUUGUU